Ogataea haglerorum is the source of this 1752-nucleotide messenger RNA. RefSeq lists its product as uncharacterized. Bases 1 to 1752 code for a protein of 583 amino acids. The record is from RefSeq and is a predicted model, not a curated record. Lineage: Eukaryota; Fungi; Ascomycota; Pichiomycetes; Pichiales; Pichiaceae. The transcript has a single exon.
AUGAUGGACCGACUCAUUGAUCCUCUCUGCCAACUAGCUGCCAACCCAACGGCGCAGUCGCUUACUCUGGGGUUCAGUGCGGCUAUUCUGGGAAUAAUCACCACGAUGGUCACUUCCAGCAAAGACCAGUUCCGUGGAAUCGACCUCUUACAGGAGCUCAUAGACAUUGAAAACGCGAACAAGAAUCAGACACUUGCGAACUCGAAGUACGAAGAGAUGAUUGAGAUUUUCAGCGUCGUGCUGGCGUUGGGAGCACUUUUUUUUGCUGGGCUUUUUGUUCUGGUUGGCGUACUAUUUUGGCGAAUCAGAGCACAGAAAUGGCUGAUUAGUGACUGUCAGACCGAAAUGACAGACCUGAAGGCCACUCUGAACCAUUUCAUGGCCAAGGAGGACGAACUCUUCUACAACAUUUCCGUUCGGUUGCAGCAGGAAAGCGAUACCCUAAACGCAAACCUGAACACAGUGGUGAAGAACGGGAUGCUGCAGAUCGAGGAGAUGGUUGCAAAGUUUCAGACAAAGAUGAAGGCGUGUCGCCAGAACAUCAAGGGCGAACUGAACAAGUUUGACACCAUCAAGGAAGUUUCAGAAAAGACAGAGCAGAACCUCGGCAAGUUUGAGUCCUCUCUUUCCACCUACACGGCCAAAAUGCAGCGGCUUGAACAACAAUCCGCCAACCUCAAAAAGACGAUCGAUCAGUACGUCUCACAGGUGGACAUCAAGGCAGAGCUGAUGGACAAGGAGCACGAGCUCGCCAAGAUCCGGAUCUGCAAAUGCAACCUAAUGCUAACGAACUCCCAAAUUUUGCUGGAGAAGAUCCUAGGAAACAUGGACGGAGCCGCCGAAGUGAGCCUCAGCGACGUCCUGAAAGACCUGGAUCGCGACUUCUCUCUCGAUUCGGACACGUAUUUCAAGGCGUAUUGCGAGUCCACCGACCUGACGCUCGUGGACAUCAGCAAGAAGCUGGAAACGGUCCAAUCGACGCUGGGAGAGCACGAUGAAAGCAUCAAGAAGUCCCGCAGCAGCAUCGAGGACGUCAGGCGGGACAUGCGCGAAGAGCUGAGACAGUUCACUAGCAGAAACGAGCAAUGGAUCUACAACUGGAUUUCUGUUCUGUACGGCCUAUUCUCGUCCGACAUCGCCCAGCUGCAGAUCCAGCUGCUUGGGUUGGACGAUCUCGACUCGCUGCGCAAGCUGGAGGAGACAGGAGCGUAUCUGAAGGACGAGUGCGUGUUCAUUGAGAACUUUAUUUUCGAGUGCAAGAAACAGUGUUUCGGUCUGCUACGCGAGCUCAGUUUGCUGCUUUUCGAAUUUUACCUGCUCAAGACCGAGUACCUCAGCCAGAACCAGAUCCUCGAGGAAUGCGACACGCGGAUCGAAACCACCGUGGCGAGACUGUUUGAGUUAUUCCAGACCAGCUUGCAGAACUCGUCUAUGAGCCACAGAGACUCACAGAACCUGUCCACCACAAUUUGCAAGUUCCAGGAGAAACUAGUGGCGGACCUCAAGCUCACGUGCUCCAACUUCAACGUCAUUUUCAAGCAGAACAUCGAAGACUUCUUCAUCAUCUUCAAAACGCUCAAGGACAUGGACGAGCGUCUGCCCAGCGACGAGGACUCGUCCGUGCUGAUCAACAACCGCCACUCGUUUUCCGACGACGACGCAGUCACCAGCAACAGCUCUGACUCCUGGGGCCUGGACGACGCUUCCGCAUACAAGCCGCUGCGCUUGGUCGAGAAGAGGACCGUCUCGUGA